CCUACAAGGGGAUGAAUAAUGUGCAACCAAAUCUCUCUCUAUAUAUACACAGCCGCGGCCAUGAUGCCAUCAACCUCCAAAAAAAUAAAAUCCAAUCUUCUUCCCAGUUUCCUUUUUUCCCCCACCUGUCAGUGAAACCAUCGAUCGACAUUAAUGGCGAUAACGAGAAAAACAAUGUUAGGUUUCUUGCUGGUCACGGCAAUGCUAUUAGGAGGCGCCAUUGGAGCGGUCCACAAGGUCGGCGACUCGAAAGGAUGGACCACCAUUGGAGGAGUCGACUACGCCAAAUGGGCAUCGUCCAAGACGUUCCAAGCCGGCGACGCUCUCGAUUUCCAGUACAACAAGGACUACCAUGACGUGACAGAGGUCACUCUCCAAGAUUUCCAGUCCUGCAAUGUCUCGUCUCCGGCUAUGGCGGUGUACAAAACGGGAUCGGACAUGGUGAACUUGACGAGAGAAGGGCACUACUACUUCAUAUGUGGGGUGCCUGGCCAUUGCCAGGUUGGUCAGAAGCUCGAAAUCCUCGUCCAGCCUUCUGGUUCAUUGCCUCCGGUCUCGGUCCCGACCAUGCAGCCGGUUCCCUCCCCGACCAACGCCUCUACCCCGCCUGCCAUUGAAUCUCCACCCAACGCUGCUGCUUCUGGUUCCAGUUUUUGGAUCGGCUCUACCCUUCUCGCUUUCUCUGUGGCUGCUGGAUUCGCCCCUUUGAUUUAGUUUUUUUUUGUCUUUUUAUGGGUUUGGAUCUGAAUUUGUUGUCUGGUAUGACCUCUCUGUCUUUUUCGGUUCUUGUUCA
Tarenaya hassleriana is the source of this 793-nucleotide messenger RNA. RefSeq names its product mavicyanin. Gene Ontology annotation, molecular function: electron transfer activity. The transcript has a single exon. NCBI's taxonomy places the organism in Eukaryota, Viridiplantae, Streptophyta, Magnoliopsida, Brassicales, Cleomaceae. Gene Ontology annotation, cellular component: plasma membrane. The record is from RefSeq and is a predicted model, not a curated record. Bases 154 to 714 code for a protein of 186 amino acids.